AUGACCCCAAAUGCCGAUCUGCCGUACUACGUUGGGCUGGCAGUAACAGACUUGGAGACAGCUAUUGGCCCCGCCAUGCUGAUACAGAAUCGGCAAAACCAACGCCCAUUCCAGACUGGAUACGCUUUCCUCAGUUAG
Messenger RNA from Phytophthora nicotianae INRA-310, 138 nucleotides. RefSeq lists its product as hypothetical. The record is from RefSeq and is a predicted model, not a curated record. The coding region runs from base 1 to 138 and encodes 45 amino acids. Lineage: Eukaryota; Oomycota; Peronosporomycetes; Peronosporales; Peronosporaceae. The transcript has a single exon.